This is a messenger RNA of Cariama cristata (Red-legged seriema), 1425 nucleotides long. RefSeq names its product protein FAM186A-like. The annotation marks the transcript as partial. The record is from RefSeq and is a predicted model, not a curated record. Lineage: Eukaryota; Metazoa; Chordata; Aves; Cariamiformes; Cariamidae. The transcript has 4 exons.
GCAGCCGAGGUGACCAGUGUCCAGCUCCAAGCCCUGCCACAACCCUUGGAGGUCACCAAUAUCCAGCUUCAAGCUGCCGAGGUGACAAAUGUCCAGCUCCAAGCUACAGAGGUGACAAGUGUCCAGCUGCAAGCCCUGCCGCAGCCCUUGGAUGUCACCAACAUCCAGCUCCAAGCUGCCGAGAUGACAAAUGUCCAGCUCCAAGCUCUACCACAACCCUCCAAGGUGACCAACAUCCAGCUCCAGGCCAGUGAGGUGACCAAUGUCCAGCUCCAAGCCCUGCCACAGCCCUUGGAUGUCACCAACAUCCAGCUGCAAGCUGCCGAGGUGACGAAUGUCCAGCUGCAAGCGCUUCCGCAGCCCUUGGAUGUCACCAACAUCCAGCUCCAAGCCAGUGAGGUGACAAAUGUCCAGCUGCAAGCCCUGCCACAACCCUCGAAGGUGGCCAACAUCCAGCUCCAUGCUCUGCCACAACCCUCAGAUGUCACCAACAUCCAGCUCCAAGCUCUGCCACAACCCUCGGACGUGACAAAUGUUCAGCUCCAAGCUCUGCCACAACCCUCGGACGUCACCAACAUCCAGCUGCAGGCCACCGAGGUGACAAAUGUCCAGCUGCAAGCCCUACCACAACCCUCUGAGAUCACCAAUGUCCAGCUCCAAGCCCUACCGCAGUCCUCAGAGGUGCCUAGCGUCCAUCUCCAGGCCACGGAAGCGACAGAUGUCCAUCUCCAGGCCACAGAGGUACCCAAUGUCCAGCUGCAGACCACAGAGGUGACAAAUGUCCAUCUCCAAACCACCGAGGUGCCCGAUGUCCAUCUUGAAACCACUGAGGUGCCUGACAUCCAUCUCGAAGCCACCGAGGUGCCCAGUGUCCAUCUCCAGGCCGCAGAGGUGACCAGCAUCCAUCUCCAGGAUGCAGAGGUGACCACUGUCCAGCUGCAAGCCACUGAGGUGCCCAGCAUCCAUCCCCAAACCACAGAGGUGACAAAUAUCCAUCUCCAGACCACAGAGGUGCCCAAUGUCCGUCUCCAGACCACUGAGGUGACAAAUGUCCAUCUCCAGGCCACUGAGGUGCCCAGUGCCUGUCACCAAAUGAUGGAGGUGCCCAGCGUCCAACUCAAGACCACGGAGGUGCCCAACAUACAUCUCAAGACCACAGAGGUGCCCAGCGUCCAACUCAAGACCAUGGAGGUGCCCAACGUCCAACUCAAGACUAUGGAGGUGCCUAACGUGCAUCUCAAGACCGUGGAGGUGCCCAACAUCCAACUCAAGACCACGGAGAUGCCCAACGUCCGACUCAAGCCUAUGGAGGUGACAAAUAUCCAUCUCCAGGCUGCAGAGGUGCCCAGCAUCCAGCCGCAGCUCCCCGAGGUGCUCGUGGCGGGAGGGGGCCCGUCCCCCUCCCCGUCCCCACGGCUGGCGGUG